UCAAAGGUCACAUCCACGGACGCCAAAACAAGGAUUUUGCCGAGGCGGAUUUGUGAUUCGACUGUUCGAGCUUUUGUUUUAGACUGUUAAGAGAAGACAAUCGAGUCUUUUGAUUGGUCCUCAUUGACAGAAUCCAUGAUGUCAGAGCCUGUGAACCCCAAAGAUGAUACAGACCACACCCCCCUCAGCACAUCCUCCCAACAACCAGGCAAUCCAGGACCUGGUGGGGAUACAGGAGGUCAAAGGUCGUGUAUAGAACCAGACACAAAAGAUGGAAUUCUUGACUCACAACCAGCUUUAGAUGCACAGGGUGAGAAGAAAGACCCUGAAACUCCUGUACAUGUAGGCGAUGACGGGAUUGAAAAGGAGGAGAGUUCAGAUGGUAGAGUUGGAGAGAAACAGGAUAACGAGGGAGUAAAUGAGGGUGAGAAGGAAGACGUCCAGAUUGCAAGCAAGAAGAGCUCAGAUGGUAGAGUUGGAGAAAAACGUGAUAGCGAGGGAGUAGAUGAGGAUGAAAGGCAUCUCCAGAAAGAAGGAACUCCAGAUGGAGAGAAGGGACUGUUUGCUGCCCCUGAUGAUGGGGAGCGGGAUACAGAUCGAAGCCCUGAUGCUGGGGCUGGUAACGUGACAAGAUCUACAGCAGGAGCGGAUGGAUCAGAUCAUGAUGUAUCGCAGACCACAGAAGCGACUAAAACAGAGAUUCAGUCAGAGAAAAAUGAUAACAUCCAAGCCCUGCUGGAUCGUGAACUUCAUUACCUCUCACGACCUGAGAGGUCAAAUCUCUACCGUGAGGGGUCGAGACGACAAGAGGAAGGUCAUUUGGAGGGAGCCCUCGCGUGUUAUCUUGGAGCCAUCACAGGGUUGUCCGAGGGGUCGACCUUUGAGGAGCUACCAAGGUGUCUUCAUGCCGUGGCUGAUAUCUAUUUUGAGCACAAGGAAUAUGAGAAAGCUGUUUAUUUCAUCCAAGCAGAGAAGAUGUAUUAUGAAACUGCUCUGAUUGAUAUAGUUAGUGUACAGAAAGACAUAGGCUCUAAAGCUGAGAGGAAGCCAAGCAAAGGCGAUGGUGAUGAACAGCAUGGUGAACAACUCGAUGGAGAGCCUGGUGAGGAGUCUAGCCAUGAUAAGAGUGAUGAACUAGAUGAUGACCUUUCACCUGAUGCUAAGAAAGGUCAAGAGAUGGAGAACUUGGCUAGAUUGUGCCUCAAGGAGGGAAAGUUGCAGCUUGCUCUAGACUACUGUGGGAAAGCGACCAAGAUGUAUCAAACUGUUUACGGAGAGGACCAUCCCGUUACCAUAGCAUCAUUGGAUCUCUUCACUGUUAUCUAUGCAGAUGUGGGCAAGAAACUCUAUUCAGAUGCCAUGCAGAAGUUUGAGAAGGAGGAGGAGGUAUUAAAGUCUGAGCGGUCACAUGACACAGUGUCACCUGGCAGCACUGCACCAGAGCUGAGGCAAAGAUUUACCAAUAAUAAUAGCAAAGAGUUGAAUGGUGUUGAUGAAGGGACAAAUGAAACAACCAUACAUCGUGGAGAAUUGGAACCAACUCCAUUAGAGGAACGUGAUGACUGGGUCAUGACAGUGCUUCUGAUGUUGAUCUUCUUCUUAGCAACCGUUUUCAUCGUCAUAGUGAUAUCAUCCAUCUAUUGCUACAACAACAACAGGGCGGGCUACUGCGCACAAACGAGGGGUGAUAUCAAUUACUGGUAUAUGUAUGCCAGGCAAGUGAUUCACAAUGUGAGGACAAGUUUCAGAUAGAUUUGGACAUUAAUUGAAGAAAAAAUAGAAAUUAAGUGUUUAUUAUCGAUUUGGAAAUUCAUUUUUCACUGUUGAAAUUUUACAGAUCAAUUUACAAAAACAAAUAAUCAUAAUAAUAGACAGUUACAGUGAUGGUAAAAUAAUAUUCAAAGCAGCUUUAGUUUGGUGAGUUACAUGAAAUCAGUUUUGUAUGAUGAGGAUGCCGACAGAGAGAGUGAGAGA
Messenger RNA from Strongylocentrotus purpuratus (purple sea urchin), 1974 nucleotides. RefSeq names its product protein starmaker. Gene Ontology annotation, cellular component: transport vesicle; trans-Golgi network; plasma membrane. Bases 136 to 1752 code for a protein of 538 amino acids. NCBI's taxonomy places the organism in Eukaryota, Metazoa, Echinodermata, Echinoidea, Camarodonta, Strongylocentrotidae. Gene Ontology annotation, molecular function: connexin binding. Gene Ontology annotation, biological process: positive regulation of Golgi to plasma membrane protein transport. The transcript has 9 exons. The record is from RefSeq and is a predicted model, not a curated record.